CGAGCGUCAGUUAAAAAAAAGUACUCCGUUGCGUUAGCACGCGGACGGGAGUGAGCCAGAGGAAACCGAUAACGUAGCUCAGCACUUCAGAACAACAAGGCAGAGCACAAAAGCAGCCACCGUGUUGUUCGAACCCCUGACAGGCUGCAGAGGUUUCAACAGGGCAAGACUUGAAGCGGCAAAGAAUGAUUAAACAAACUUGUGUGAAGUUGUUGGUCAUCGUUUGGGCCCUGCAGCUUUGCCUCCCCACGUGCCUCGGUCAGAGGGACUGCACAGAUGUGGACUGUCCUGUACUGGAGAACUGCAUCGAGGAGGUGCUGGAGAAAGGAGACUGCUGCGUGUCCUGUGUCCAGCGAGGUUGCAAGUGUGAAGGUUAUCAGUACUAUGACUGCAUCAGCGCAGGGUUCAGAAACGGAAGGGUUCCAGAGGGAAAGUCCUACUUGGUGGACUUUGGCAGCACAGAGUGCUACUGUCCCACGGGCGGGGGGAGAAUAGCCUGCCACUUCAUCCCAUGCCCUGACAUCCCCUCUAACUGCAUUGAUCUGUCAGAGCCCACCGAAGGCUGUGCCCAUUGUUUGCGGAUCGGAUGCGUCUACAGGAGUCAGAAGUACGAAGCAGGCCACUCCUUCCACAUGGACCCUUGCCAGGUUUGCCACUGUCCAAAUGAUGGAGGAGACUUGAUGUGCUCCACUAUUCCUGAGUGCAAAUCAACAACAGUGAAGGAAGGCAUACUGCCCUCAGACUCCAAGGAGAAUGAACAGAAUGAGAAUGAGCUCCACAUUGCCAAACACAGGGUUCCUGUUCACCCCCCCACCAAACAUCAUCAUAAACUCCCUAUUAAUUCACUGCCCCUUUACACUGAGAACACUUCAGAGUUUGAUGAAAAUGAGGACUCUGAGUAUUUACCUACAGCCAUUGCAAUGUCACGCACAGAAAGUUCUAUUCAGUCUUUUGCAAAUACCAGCCCUGAAGCUCACUUUCCCCUUGUAGAUCAACAUGCAAACUCCAGAAAAGAGCUUAAAGAGAGUCUGGACACAUAUGACACAGAAUUUAGGGAAGCAGGAGAAGACAUGAGCUCUCCUACACCAAUGGUCCCCACCACUACAAUUCAAGAGGGUCAGAAUGUAACUCCUGAAAGAGCUUUGGUUUCAGAGAACCCUGCCUCUCAGCCAGAAACCUCUGAAGGGCGGAGCCCUCAAUACGACCAGACGGAGAAGGCCAGUCUGAUAAGGGAUGGCACACACACUGCCUGGGCUGAUGAGAAGCCAAUCAGCAAUGUUGGUCACCCCCACAGCGAGGGCUAUAGCACCAGCUAUAGGGGCAUGGGGAAGGAUGAGGAAUCUACUUACCGGCAAACAAGGCUACACCCCAUAAGCACAGGACAUAACACUGUUACUGAACUGCAGUUCAACCCCACCAACACACCACCAGUGAAUAGGGAGGAACACAAGUCUCCCAGGCAGCCGCAGACGAUGGUCAGCUACCGAGAGGAGAGCAAACAGGAUGUUAAAGAUAUCUCUCCAAAGUCAGGUGACCAUGGGGUCUCUCCUGGGGAGAUGGUUCAGGUGUGUUGUGAAGCAGGUGAGAACUGGGCUUCUUCUCGUGACGACUGCAACAACAUGGUGCCUCCCAUGUUGGACUCACACUCAGUCUGCUGGACUGCGCAGAGGCAGUGCUGUUUGGGGUCUUUGAGAGAGAGCAGGUGUGUGGCUGGUCUUACUGCAGCCAGGCAGGGACAGGCCUGUGCCGAUGGCCGCAGUGAUGUUUGUGGAACAGACUCCUACAAGGAGUGUUGCAGGUGCUGUGCACUGGGCCUGCGUUUGCGUGUGGAGAGGCAGAACUGUGAGGCUCCCCAGGGCCUGGGUUAUCCGUGCAGACAUGUCAUCCACACAUGCUGCCUGGGGCUGGAUGGAGAUGGCUGGAGCACAAUCAGGGAGAGCGACCAACCCCACCCUACCACCCCACCAAAGCGAGUUUCAGACAGUGGGAACAGGCGUGCUUUCUCCCUGGGAGGGGCUGAGGACACCGAGAACCUGGUGGAGGAGGUGGAGGAGGUGCAGGAAGUGGACGAGUGUGAGUUGUACGCUGGGCAGCUGUGCCCUCAGCGGUGCAUCAACACACCAGGCUCCUACACCUGCGCGUGCUUCCCUGGCUACACGUUACAGCCAGACGGGAUCAGCUGCGUACAGGUGAUGGUAGAUGAGGAAAACACACUGACAGAGAACGAGGCCCCCACAGUGAGCCCAGCUGAGACGCCAUCCUCAGCACCUCCUGGCAUCCCAGGCCCAUGCGAAGGAAUUGGCCCGUGUGAGCAGCAGUGCUCCCUGGUGGCCGGGAGGCCUGUCUGCUUCUGUUUCCCAGGGUUCUCGCUGCUGGCUGACAGACGCUCGUGUGAGGACAUCAAUGAGUGUUUGCUCUCGACUCACACUUGCCAGGUGGAUGAGAGGUGCGUCAACACCGUUGGUCAUUUUACAUGCGAGCAGCAGAUUGUUUGUCCUGCAGGCUAUCAAGUGAGGAGCAGCGUGUGUGAAGACAUUAAUGAAUGCACCCAGGGAACACACAGCUGUGCGCUGGGAUACAAGUGUGUCAACACAGCCGGCUCCUUCAGCUGUCGAGCCAGGGCAAGAUGUCCUGAGGGUUUUAGUCAGGACACACGGGGACAGUGCAUCGACAUUGAUGAGUGCCGGACCGUAAGCCGGCUCUGCACCACUGGCUUCAGCUGCAUCAAUACAGUCGGCUCGUACAGCUGUCAGCGCAAGAACAUCAUGUGCGGCAGAGGCUACCAUGCCAGUGCUGAUGGCAUGAGGUGUACAGAUGUGGACGAGUGUCAGAGGGGUGUUCAUCACUGUGGGGAGGACCAGCUGUGCCACAACCUGCCCGGCACCUACCGCUGCGACUGCCAUACUGGUUACCAGUAUGACAUGUUCAGGAAGAUAUGUGUGGACGUAAACGAGUGCUGGCGGUACCCGGGCGGGCCAUGUGCUCAGACCUGUGAGAACACCCUGGGUUCCUACCGUUGCUCCUGCUCCGCCGGAUUUGCUUUAUCCACCGAUGGCAAGAACUGUGAAGAUGUGAAUGAAUGCCUAGUGAGUCCCUGCAGUCAGGAGUGUGCCAACGUCUACGGCUCCUUCCAGUGCUACUGCAAACAGGGCUACCAGUUGCAGGAGGAUGGACGCACCUGUGAAGAUAUUGACGAGUGCUCCCAGAGGAUCAGUCACCUGUGUGCCUUCAAGUGUGUAAACGUCCCUGGAAGCUACCGGUGUGCCUGUCCAGAACACGGCUAUACCAUGUCCUCUAAUGGGCGUUCCUGCCAGGACAUUGAUGAGUGUGGGACGGAAGCUCAUAACUGCACUGCAGGAGAAACCUGCUACAACAUCCAGGGAGGACACCGUUGUCUGGGCUUCAGCUGCCCCCACAACUACCGCAGGGUGGCGGACACACGCUGUGAACGGCUCAGUUGCUUCAACUUUGUGGAGUGUCAGAACACUCCUGUGAGGAUCACCUACUACCAGCUCAGCUUCCAGACCAACAUCAUCAUCCCUGCCCAGAUCUUCCGCAUUGCUCCUUCUCCAGCCUACUCUGGAGACAUGAUCAUCGUCAGCAUCUCCAAGGGCAACGAGGAUGGUUACUUCAGUGCCAGAAAGCUGAACGCAUACACCGGUGCCAUCUACCUGCAUCGGCAGGUCCAGCAUCCGCAUGAUUUCCUCCUGGAUGUGGAGAUGAAGCUAUGGAGGCAGGGCACCUUAACCACAUUCCUGGCCAGGAUCUAUGUCUUCAUCACAGCCAAUGUGCUCUAGAACGAAUCCUGCUCCAACGUCCAGGGAGGAUUCGGCAGCCUGUCUUUUGGCCGCCCACCAGAUUGCCACAGACUCUUGAACUCAUCCCUGCCUUAUGCGCUUCACAAUCACGGCUCAAACCUAGAUCAUUCAAUCAUGCCUUAAGUUCUAUUUAUUAUUAUGCUUCCUAAGCCUUAAGACCCUGUUGAGCAGAUAGAUGCAACCCAGGGGCCUCAGACUACAGGCUCAGAGGGUCACAGAACUGUUAUGUUAAUUAUAAGGCAGACAGUUGCACUUAUGCCAGUUUAAGUGCUGAAUGUCUCAAACUCAAGGUUCACAGUGUAUUUCUCUCUUUGUCCUGUCUUAAAGCCCCACUGAAAAAAGGGUAAAUAAUACAUUUUAAAAAGCAAUUUUAAAUAAAUAAACAAUUGUACACACAUUGCUAAUUUCCAUUUAAUAUUUAUGAUAAUUGUAUUUCUACUCAUAUAAUAUUUACUGGAUGUAUAAAGUUGUAAGCUGUUACAUUUAUUUUUCUUACUUAUUUGGUAUUAAAAAACAAACAUUUGAAAUGAAUAUGGGUUAUGAUGCAUGCUAAUCAGAACCAUCCACAGUCCUACCCAAUGUCUCAAUUUCAGAGCUUUUCUGAAGUUGAUAUUCGACUAAAUUCACACUCACCUCUCCAGAUUUAGACAUUCUCUGUGUCCACAUUGGGAAGUCUGUUUAUAACUGACAACACUAAUAAGCAGGCAAUACUUUCAAACUCACCAGCGGUUUGAAAAUAUUGAACAUUUGUUUUAUGAAGAGCCUACAAGAAACAUUAGGUCUAGCUUUCUGUACUUGGCUAACAUUACAAAUCCCACCUGACCUCACACUACAGGUUAAAAAAAUAAAUAAAUUGGUUUGAAAAGCAUGUAAUGUAAACCCUAUAAAGAGUGAUUAAAUAUGAAGGAACAUGCCUACAGUGGUGGAUCAUUAUAAUAA
Electrophorus electricus (electric eel) is the source of this 4757-nucleotide messenger RNA. Its product is annotated as fibulin-2-like. Gene Ontology annotation, molecular function: calcium ion binding. Gene Ontology annotation, cellular component: extracellular region. The record is from RefSeq and is a predicted model, not a curated record. NCBI's taxonomy places the organism in Eukaryota, Metazoa, Chordata, Actinopteri, Gymnotiformes, Gymnotidae.